Messenger RNA from Marmota monax (woodchuck), 1993 nucleotides. RefSeq names its product ALG8 alpha-1,3-glucosyltransferase (gene Alg8). Gene Ontology annotation, molecular function: dolichyl pyrophosphate Glc1Man9GlcNAc2 alpha-1,3-glucosyltransferase activity. The record is from RefSeq and is a predicted model, not a curated record. Gene Ontology annotation, cellular component: endoplasmic reticulum membrane. The coding region runs from base 40 to 1620 and encodes 526 amino acids. Gene Ontology annotation, biological process: protein N-linked glycosylation. The transcript has 13 exons. NCBI's taxonomy places the organism in Eukaryota, Metazoa, Chordata, Mammalia, Rodentia, Sciuridae.
UGUGGCUCAAAUAGAUUGAAAGUGCGCUGUGCUGCAGCAAUGGCGGCGCUCGGAACCCUAACGGGUAGUGGCAAUUGGUUUUCUGCUUUGGCGCUCGGGGUGACUCUCCUCAAAUGCCUUCUCAUUCCUACCUACCAUUCUACAGAUUUUGAAGUACACCGCAACUGGCUUGCUAUCACUCACAGUUUGCCAAUAUCACAGUGGUAUUAUGAGGCAACUUCAGAGUGGACCUUGGAUUACCCUCCUUUUUUUGCGUGGUUUGAGUAUGUCCUGUCACAUGUUGCCAAAUAUUUUGAUCAAGCGAUGCUUAAUGUUCAUAAUCUGAACUACUGCAGCUCAAGGACCUUAUUUUUCCAGAGAUUUUCUGUCAUCUUUACAGAUGCACUCUUUGUGUAUGCUGUCUACGAGUGCUGUAAAUGCAUCAAUGGAAAAAAGGCGGGUAAAGAACUUACAGAGAAACCAAAGUUUAUUCUUUCAGUGUUACUAUUGUGGAAUUUCGGAUUGUUAAUUGUGGACCAUAUUCAUUUCCAGUACAAUGGAUUCCUAUUUGGAUUAAUGCUGCUCUCCAUUGCACGGUUAUUUCAGAAAAGGCAUGUGGAAGGAGCAUUUUUCUUUGCCGUUCUCCUACAUUUCAAGCACAUCUACCUCUAUGUAGCACCAGCUUACGGUAUAUAUCUGCUACGCUCUUACUGUUUCACUGCAAAUAAACCAGAUGGGUCUGUCCGAUGGAACAGUUUCAGCUUUGUCCGUGUUAUUUCGCUGGGACUCAUCGUUUUCCUGGUUUCUGCUCUUUCGCUGGGUCCUUUCCUAGCCUUGAACCAGCUGCCUCAAGUCUUUUCCCGACUCUUUCCUUUCAAGAGGGGCCUCUGCCAUGCAUACUGGGCUCCAAACUUCUGGGCCUUAUACAAUGCUUUGGACAAAGUUCUGUCUGUCAUUGGUUUGGAAUUGAAACUUCUUGAUCCCAACAAGAUCCCUAAGGCCUCAAUGACAAGUGGUUUGGUUCAGCAGUUCCAACAUACAGUCCUUCCCUCAGUGACUCCCUUGGCAACACUCAUCUGCACUCUGAUCGCCAUACUGCCCUCCAUUUUCUGUCUUUGGUUUAAACCCCAAGGGCCUAGAGGCUUUCUCCAAUGUCUAAUUCUUUGUGCCUUGAGCUCCUUCAUGUUUGGGUGGCAUGUCCAUGAAAAAGCCAUACUCCUCGCAAUUCUCCCAAUGAGCCUUUUGUCUGUGGAAAAAGCAGGAGAUGCUUCAAUUUUUCUGAUUCUGACCACAACAGGACAUUAUUCUCUCUUCCCUCUGCUCUUCACUGCCCCAGAACUUCCCAUUAAAAUCUUACUCAUGUUACUAUUCACCAUCUAUAGUAUUUCUUCACUGAAGAUUCUAUUCAGAAAAGAAAAACCUCUUUUUAAUUGGAUGGAAACUUUCUACCUCCUUGGCCUGGGGCCUCUGGAAGUCUGCUGUGAAUUUGUAUUCCCUUUUACCUCCUGGAAGCUGAAGUAUCCCUUUAUCCCUUUGUUACUGACUUCAGUGUAUUGUGCAGUGGGCAUCACAUAUGCUUGGUUCAGACUGUAUGUUUCAGUGUUGACUGGCCCUCCUGUCAGCAAGACAAAGAAGCAAUGAAUAGAGGAACUGCUUGGAAGUAGGCCAAGCAAUUAUUUCAUGGGAAAUUAAUCAGAACUUGAAGAAAGUUGCUGGUGGCAUGAGCCAUUCAUUUUAGUAGAUCUGUUUAGAGGACCAUGCUUGCCAUCCUUGGCCUUGUUGAGCCUAGCAACCUGAUUGUCACCAUGGUGAGAAGCCACUGCCCUCCGUAAGCAGUGAAAUUCAUUUGAAAAAAAAAAAUCUCAUCUUCCUCUGACUGCUAUGUUUACUGAAAGCUAACGGAGUCUGAUUAACAGCAUAAUUAUUUGUAUACUAAGUUAACCAUUGGCAGGAUAUAAAGGAUAAUUAGACUCCUCUACUGAAGGAAACAUAAAUAAAAUGGCAUUUUUUUUUA